Thamnophis sirtalis is the source of this 2079-nucleotide messenger RNA. The record is from RefSeq and is a predicted model, not a curated record. Lineage: Eukaryota; Metazoa; Chordata; Lepidosauria; Squamata; Natricidae.
UGCUCCCUGACCUGACCUCUUUCCGGAAUUCAGACACCACCAUCUCUCGGGGAGGCCUGCCGGGGUCACCAGGGCAGCCAGAGAGCCAAAUCGAGAGUCCGGAGGCAGCCGCAGAGACACCCUUCAUGGCGAUCCUCUUGGCCACCACUCGCAUCGCCCAGCCUCUUGCCCGGCUGACCCUGAAAGCUCCGCACUGCAAGGAUGGCGCUGCCACCGGCCUGCGAUUGCUUCCCAGGGUCCAGGCCGCGGCCUCCGCCUGGAGGAGCCAGCGCUGCUACGCAACAGAGGUGGAAGAGAUCAGCCAGCGGCCGGUGCUUAUUACGGGCUGCGACUCGGGCUUUGGCUUCUCCUUGGCCAAAUUCCUCCACGGGAAAGGCUUCAUCAUCUACGCUGGGUGCCUGCUGAAGGAACAAGGCCGGGGGGGCUCCAAGGACCUGGACAACAUGAAGAGUGACCGAAUGAGGACGGUCCAGCUCAACGUCUGUGACAGCGAGGAGGUGGCCCGUGCGGUGGACUACGUGACCAGCACCCUGAAGGACCCGGAGACCGGAGGGCUCUGGGGUCUGGUCAACAACGCUGGCAUUUCCACCUUUGGAGAGGUGGAAUUCACCAGCAUGGACACUUACAAAGAGGUGGCCGAAGUGAAUCUCUGGGGCACCAUCCGCACCACCAAGGCCUUCCUGCCCUUGAUACGGAGAGCUAAAGGCCGCGUGGUCAACAUUAGCAGCAUGAUGGGCCGGAUGGCCAACCCCGCCCGCUCCCCUUACUGCAUCACCAAGUUUGGGGUGGAGGCCUUCUCCGACUGCCUGCGCUACGAGAUGCGUCCGCACGACGUGAAGGUCUGCAUUGUGGAGCCGGGCAACUUCAUCGCCGGCACCAGCCUCUACAGCCCCGAGCGCAUCCAGUCCAUCGCGGACAAGAUGUGGGACGAGCUGCCGGAGAUCGUGCGCCGCGACUAUGGGCGCAAGUACUUUGACGAGCAGAUCGCCAAGAUGGAAUCGUACUGCAGCAGUGGCUCCUCAGACACCUCCCCGGUGGUCGAGAGCAUCGGCCACGCCCUCUCCUCCACCACGCCCUACACCCGCUACCACCCCAUGGACUACUACUGGUGGCUGCGCAUGCAGGUCAUGACCCACAUGCCCGCGGCCAUUUCCGACCGCCUCUACAUCUACUGAGGGCGGGGGGGGGUCCCGCUGGAGCCGAACCGGCGAGGGACGGUCACGCUAAAAGUUACGGUGUACAGUUCUCCGGCAGCCGCUCGGUUAGUUCGUUUUUCAACCCCGUAUUUUAGGCCUGUGAUUAAUUUAAAGAUUGGGACGUAAUGUGAGCCCUUGCAUGGUGUGUCGGGUGGGCAGGACUGCCUCACGUCUUUCAGGGGGACUCCGAUGGGGGGGAGGCGGGUAUUUCAAGCAUCCCCUUCUUUGCCAAGCUUGCAUUGGCCGUAGGGGACCUGGGCCACCUCCUUCCUUCGUCCCCUCCUGGAGAAGGGCUGCCUGAGCAGCCUGGGGCUCGUCCUUGCUGGGGCGGGCAGCUGGCCUCCAGAGUCCUUUGCGGUGGCCACGCUGGGGGGCUGGGGGGAAGGUCCACAGCAGCCAGGGGCCAGUUGUCCACUCCUGUCUUUGCACACUCCUUUCCAGGGGGCGCCAUGGACCAAGCGCCACCAAGCCCCUCUCCCUGCUGGUGGGGCUUUGGCCGCAGGCUCACUCCCUUUGGGGGUUCUGCCAAGGCGCAGAGCCCCCCCUGUAAGGGAGGGGGAAGCCUGGCUUUAGUCAGGGGCCCCCUAGGCCAGGCUCUUUGCACUAGGGCCCCGGUGCUGACGGGUGGCGGGGAAUCACAGGGCAGGAGGGAGGCCGCCUCCCAUCUGCCCCAGCAGCACAAGCCACCCGCAGCUCGGGAGCCUCCGUGGAUCACUCCAAUUUGACCGUGAAGGUCUUUUUCCUCUUGGCACUUAAAAUGCCCCCUCCAGCAGGUCAGGCUGAGCGCGGUGCCUGCCCCAGUCCGGACCCCCAAGGUCUCUUCUGCCCAUCAAUCCCUGACCACGGCUGCUGCCCCUCCAGGACCGUCUGGCCGGGGGCAUCG